Dioszegia hungarica is the source of this 1830-nucleotide messenger RNA. Its product is annotated as Na+ dependent nucleoside transporter C-terminus-domain-containing protein. The record is from RefSeq and is a predicted model, not a curated record. NCBI's taxonomy places the organism in Eukaryota, Fungi, Basidiomycota, Tremellomycetes, Tremellales, Bulleribasidiaceae. The transcript is spliced from 3 exons. Bases 1 to 1830 code for a protein of 609 amino acids. Gene Ontology annotation, biological process: nucleoside transmembrane transport. Gene Ontology annotation, molecular function: nucleoside transmembrane transporter activity; symporter activity. Gene Ontology annotation, cellular component: membrane.
AUGUCGCUCGCGGCUGCCCGUCGACCCACCGCUGAGAGCGAUGAGCACUCGAACGAAAAGGGGCUCGCCCUCCGCCCUAUCGGCGAGACCGCACCCCACCUCCUCCAGAACGACCCGCAGCGUCAAGAGUCAAACGACGAUGACUCCAAGGACACAUAUAACGGAUACAACGCAGACGUCUCGGCGGUCUCUCCCCCUCCCGAGGAGGAGCACAUGCACGAGUCCGGCUUCCGAGGCCAGCUUCGGCGCCAUCGUCGUCCCUUGACCCACCUCUUCAUCUGCCUCCUUUCUACAGGAUGGUGGAUCGCCUCCCUCGUCCUCCACCGUAACGACAAAAACUGGGUCAUCCCCUUUCUCCUCUGGCUCGCCAUCAACCUCCGGCUCCUCACCUUCUACACUGGCGUCCGGUUCAUCAGCGAGCCUCUCAAGUGGGGAUGGCAGCACACUGCUGUUCCCGCUCAGAGGCUCGUUCCGGAGCGGUUCCAGACACUGGCCGGUGCGGCUAUCGCCAUCGCGGCUAUGCUCGUCGGCGCCUUCGUCUCCGAGGAGACCGCAGACAACACUCGGGGCAACCGUGCCAUCUCCAUCCUUGGUCUCGCUGUCAUCCUCUUCGUCUUCUGGGCUACCAGCAAGCACCGUCACGCCGUCAACUGGCGGACCGUCAUCGUCGGUAUGUUGUCACAGUACAUCAUCGGGCUCUUCGUGCUGCGCACGCAGACCGGGUACGACAUCUUCAAGUUCAUCGCCGACCUCGCCGGGCUGUUCCUUGGCUUUGCCAAGGACGGUGUUGCCUUCAUCACCAGCAAGGAGCAAGCCAACACCCCCAACUUCUUCUGGGGUGUCAUUCCUGCCAUUGUCUUCUUCAUCUCGGUCGUCCAGGUCCUCUACUACAUUGGCUUCAUCCAGUGGUUCGUCCUCAAGCUCGCCGGCUUCGUCUUCUGGGCGCUCGGUGUAUCCGGUGCCGAGGCCAUCGUCGCUGCGGCUACCCCCUUCAUUGGGCAGGGAGAGUCGGCGAUGCUGGUCAGGCCCUUCGUCCCCCAAAUGACCAAGGCGGAAAUUCACCAGAUCAUGACCUGCGGUUUCGCCACCAUCUCCGGCUCCGUCCUCGUCGGUUACAUUGGUCUCGGUCUCAACGCCGAGGUCCUCGUUUCAUCCUGCAUCAUGUCCAUCCCGGCCUCGCUUGCCAUCUCCAAGCUGCGGUACCCCGAGACCGAGGAGUCUCUUACCGCCGGCCGGACCGUCGUUCCCGAGUCUCAGGAGAAGCACGAGAACGCUCUCCACGCUUUCGCGGACGGUGCCAUGCUCGGUCUCCGGAUCGCCGGCAGUAUCGUCGCUGCACUGCUAUGCAUCAUCGCCCUCGUCGGACUCAUCAACGGAUUCCUCACCUGGGUCGGCGGUUACCUCAACAUCAACGGUCCCCUCCUUACCCUACAAACCAUCCUUGGCUAUGCCUUCUACCCCGUCUCCUUCCUCCUUGGUGUCAGCAGGCAGGGCAAUGACAUCCUCUUGGUGUCGCGCCUGAUCGCCGAGAAGGUCAUCACCAACGAGUACAACGCCUUCUCCGCCCUCGCGACCAGCGCGGAAUACGCCGGUCUCUCCGCCCGGUCCAAGCUCAUCGCGACCUACGCGUGCUGCGGUUUCGGCAACAUCGGGUCCCUCGGUAUCCAGAUCGGUAUCCUCGGUCAAUUCGCCCCCAGCCGAGGCGGUGAUAUCUCCCGCUUGGCAUUCUCGGCACUCAUUGCGGGUGUCUUUGCCACCCUCACGUCGGCCUCUAUCGCUGGCCUGGUCAUUACCACCCAGUCGUCCAACUUUGUCGUUGCGACGUCGUAA